This is a messenger RNA of Phytophthora sojae, 1284 nucleotides long. RefSeq lists its product as hypothetical. Lineage: Eukaryota; Oomycota; Peronosporomycetes; Peronosporales; Peronosporaceae. Bases 1 to 1284 code for a protein of 427 amino acids. The transcript has a single exon. The record is from RefSeq and is a predicted model, not a curated record.
AUGCCCGUGCAGCCGCCGCGCCAGGCCGUGGCGCUGUCCGAGGACCAGCUCAAGUUCCAGGAGAUGGCCAUGCAGCUGCUGGACCGCACACUGCGCGACCUGGACGAGUAUGACGCCGACCACCGCGACCACGACAAGCAGGACCCGCGGCUGUGGAAGCGCAUCCACCACAAGGAGCACUUCACCACGUACACACGCUGCGACGACGCGCCCGAGGCCGCGUACGUGGCGGCGGACGGCGGGCGCAGCACUACAUCUCGGCCAUCCAAGGAUGUGGUGCUGGGCAUGGGCUACGUGCAGUGCCCACUCAGCGAGCUCAUGUACGGCGUCUUCAUGAAAGACAGUCAAGCGAUGGCGCUGAAAUCCGCUGUCGUGGACAAGAACAUCGGCAACGGAGCCGUGUUGCUGCAGCUCUUGGGCCCGACCGAGGAGGACCCAUUCCGCUUCCUUGCGCUGAAAUGGAUCGAGGUGCGGCCGCCGCGCGGGGUCUCGGGCCGCCUCGUGGCCCCCAGAGAAGUCAUGUUCCUCGGGGGAAGGGGCACUAUGAGGGGCCGUGACGGCAAACUCAUCGGGUACGAGGUGCACCACUCCAUCGACCACCCGGCCUUCCCGCCUGUGCACGGGCUGCGGCGCACGCGCAUCGUCAUCGGCUCCAUCUACCGCGAGCGCGAGCCCGGAAUCGUUGACCUGUUUAUCAAGAGCUACAGCAUGGAGGCCGAUAUGGGCAGCAUCCUCGGGCCGCUGGCCAUGGCGCACGCGGCCAAGUGCAUUGAGCAGGUCUGGACCGUGCCCGACUUCGCGUUCGCCAAGAAGCUGAACUGGUGCUUCAACAGCCGCGUGCACAGCAACAACCAGAAGGCCUUCGAGGCCAAGCUGAACAAGCGCUGCGUCGCGUGCAGCAAGAGCAUCGCGUCCAUCUGGAAGACGCGCGCGCAGAGGCGUGUGUGCACCCUGUGCAAGGCACCACUGUGCUCGAGCUGCCGCAUGAAGACGAACCUGUUCGAGAUCGACCCGAAUUUCCGCGCUCGCAAGAACACCGUGCGGAUCUGCCCGUCUUGUCACGAGUACGUGAAGCUGCUGGACGCCAAGGAGAUCCAGCGCCAGGAGAUGCUGCGUCCGCAGCGGCCGGAGGUGUUCAACCCGCUAACGCCAAGCACGCUGGACGUGCCGGCGCGCAACUUCUCGCUGGACAACAGCUUCUGCACGGCCUCGGUCGAAAGCCUGUGUCUGCUGGACUCGCCCCGCGCACGCUCCGACAGCGUCAUGACUGACAUGUUGCAUUGA